Molecule: messenger RNA, 3255 nt
Organism: Neodiprion fabricii
Lineage: Eukaryota; Metazoa; Arthropoda; Insecta; Hymenoptera; Diprionidae
Product: hemicentin-2-like
Exons: 17
Coding region: 79-2490 (803 amino acids)
Biological process (GO): synapse organization; homophilic cell-cell adhesion
Cellular component (GO): axon; plasma membrane; neuronal cell body
Molecular function (GO): axon guidance receptor activity
Source: RefSeq, a predicted model, not a curated record
CUGAAGCUUAACCGAUCCUGUGAAAUAUUAUUCCUGACAGUCGAAGAUCAAAGGCUGCUAUUUUGUCAGCCAUACGAGAUGCGGUGCAUUACGGGAACCUGGAUUUUCAUCCUGUUAGUGGCAUUGUUAAGAGAUACCGAGUCACGGAAGCCGACGAUGAUCCCUGAAAAAGAGCAGCUUGUCAUUAAAGAGGGAGACGAGCUGAGAUUGUCUUGUCGGGGUGACGGCCCGAUUCAAUUUUCUACCAUGAAGCUGUCGGGAGACAAUCGGCAAUCGAAUUAUACUAUCGUUUCCGGUAACAAUAAGGGUGAAUAUACCUUCGUUGUACCUCAUGCAGCGGCAGUGGACACCGGAUGGUACGGUUGCGCCGAGGACGGAAUAACUAUUAUCAAUGAUGAGCAAACGAUCGAACGUCCCGGCGAAGAUAUUAGUUGGAUUUAUGUCUUCGUGAACUCCGCGAACCGAUCAUUUGCUACUAAAGUGAAUCUUGCGGGUUCAGAGAUAAUCAGAUUGCCUGGAAGUUCCUUUGUCAUACCGUGUCGGACAACGGCGGAAGACCUGAAACCAAAAUUUCUCUACUUUUAUACGGAAGCAAAUCCGGCGGCACACGGUUUCAGAUUCGAUCCGAAAAUAGGAUUCAUUAAAGAUGAAGUCGGCGUCGAGGACUACGGGGAUUACACUUGUGCAUAUCCGUUCCCCAAUAAUGUCGAAAAAGACGAAGAACAGACUUAUCACUUGGAGUUAGAUCUCGACAAUUUAAAGCCUCCGUUCGUCGAUGAGAACGAAUUUCAUCACUUGGUGUGGGGAAGAAAUCAGACUAUCACCUGCAACAUCAGUUCUGAAACUCACAACUGGGAUGAGGAUACUUAUUACCUGAAGUGGACAGCACCGAGUUCAGUACCGGAAACAAGAUUGGUUCACAAGAAUCCUACCGCAGAGAGUACUCAAUUGACAAUAAUAAACGUUGAAGAAAGUGAUAGCGGGGUAUAUAUUUGUACCGUGAUGGGACAAUUCAGGAACAAAAGUACACCGAUAAAGGUUCAAUUUCACGAUCCUAAUCGUCCACAUCUCAAGGUAAUCGAAUCCAGUGAGAAUGCCACAUUUGUAAACGUUACCGAAAAAUCAACAGCAGUUUGGGCGAUAGAUAUUGACACGUAUCCCAAAGCAACGGUGACAUGGCUCUCUAAGGACAAGACGGUAAUUACCGAUACAAGCAAGUACUCGCAUACUGUAGAUGGAUUACGUCACACGUUCCAAAUAUCCGACGUGAGAAUUACUGAUGUAGGAGUCUACACGAUCCACAUCGACACUUCGAACCAAACUAGAGACUGCGAACUCGUACUAAUGGUUCAAGCCGCACCGGUGGCUCACAUCGGUGAAUCUUCGUCAUAUUAUGCACUGGGAGAGACCGCGAGAUUUUCUUGUUAUACUUCAGGUUCACCGUUACCGAAUAUAACAUGGAGUUAUUUGGAAUACCCCGCUUUUCCAUCAAAGACCAUUGUCAAUCGUGCAAAUUUUUCGAAAAUAUCAAACGAACUUUCCAAAUUUUCCACCGUUGACUUGGUUUCACAUGCCAAUAUAACGAUCAACAUGGCGGGAGAUCUGAUAUGUAAAAGCUGCAAUAACAUCGACUGUGUCGAAGUUAUUCAAUCAAUAUUCGUUUCCGAUGGAAAUGGAUCCUUCGGUAUAAUUGAUCCAGGUUACGUUGUGGAAGGUGAUAACAUCGAUGUUACGUGCGGCGCUUCUGUUCACAAUUAUACCGAUGACAUUACAUGGGACGUGAAGAACGCUUCCAGGAACGGAAGCGUGAUAAUCAAUCAGCGGAAGACGAACUUCACGUUUCAGUCAAUUCUUGUAUUAAAAAAUGUGCAAAAAUCGGAUUCAGGAGAUUAUUUUUGCAAAGCCGUAAAUAAGAAUAAUCACGAUGAGACGAUUGUAUAUCAUUUGUCGGUACUGGACGCGCAUGCGCCGUCAAUCAUCGAAUCGAAUAUGAAUAAUUCUGAAAUUUCAAUCGACCUAGGAAAGGAUGAGAAGGCUACUCGUAGACUAACUUGCAUUGUCGAGGGAAUGCCCUUUCCAGAAAUAACAUGGCUCAAGGACGGUGAACGGCUUGAAAAUAACGAACAGUACGUCAUUUCACCGAACAAGUCUGAGCUGCAUAUAAGAUACUUCUUUGGUACUGACAGUGGAAAUUACUCUUGCCGAGCGAAAAGUCGUCUUGGCGUUAGUGAGAAAUCCUUGAGACUUUUGAUCAAAGAACCACCUCGUAACAAUGCAGUCUGGAUCGGUUUGAUCUGUGUUCUCAUCGCAAUGAUUGUCGGAGUGGUCAUUUACAUGAGAUUCAAAGUAAAGCGAGAAGAGCGUUUGAAGCAAGAGUAUCGUAACAUGGCACUUUCGCAACUUCAACAAAGGUCACCCGAUUUCAAUCUCAACGAUGAAGAUGAGCUGUUGCCCAUUGAUCAGGUCGCAACAGCGCGGCCACAACUCUAAUCCGUAGAGUUUAUACGCUCAUGGUCGUUAAAAUCUUGAAAUUUAAUAUUAAGUUUCUAGAAACAGUCACACUAACAAACGUACCAGUUUUACAGAAAUAAUCUAUAACACGCGUAUGCGUAUAUGUUUCUUCCAUGCAUCGCACGUAUGGCCGACCUUGAAGUAAUCGCAUCAUUUUCUUGCAUAAUAGUAUAUUACGAUACAAGUGCGCGAAGUACGUGAUUCCUGCGCGAGUGCGAGGGUCACAUACGCGCGCACGUAUCGUAUACUAUUUUUUACAACACCUGUAAUGGGAAGUUCGACUCGAGAAAAUUGGAACCGUGGUGGCGUAACCUGACCGUAGCUGCAACACGGCGAACGCGAUCGUGGUCAAAACUCAUCGCGUCAGAUGGAGUUAGCUUAGCUCUGAAAACUGUAUCCUGCUGAACAUUACCUAACUGUUUUCAACAGUAUCUAACUCUUUUAGAAAUGUAGGGGAAUCGGGCGCUUCGUGCAUACUUUUCGGUACGCCAAUUCGAACUUCCCACGCAGGUGUCACAAAAAGUAUCGAUUCCGUCAGGGGGGCCAAGUCUUUUUCACCUUGCGUAUUUCCAAGGUUCCGUGCGCUCUGAAAAGACCUAUUUAGCCUCCAUGAUGCACAAUUUACCUCUGUAGUUUUUGGAAAGAUAGACUCAGUACCUGUACAGAAAAUACAAAUAUUUUUGUAAACUUUAUAUGCCUAAGUUGUUAUUCAAAAUACAAUAUAACCAUUACAAUUGAAUUCAA